AUGUCCACCACGCCGCAGUCCACUGUCCUGGCCCCAGAAGCAUCCACCAUUGCUCCCAUGGCCGACUUCAAACCUUCCAACACUUCGUCACGUCCUGAAAAUCUCGCCUCGGUAGCCUCACUCCUGGCCGAGUUACAGCUGAAUCGAGUCGUUCCGACCUUGUGGUGCAUCAAUAGCCACAAACCCGCUCGGUUCGUCCUCACGCCUUUGCAUUGCGCGGUUGAAAGCGUCCAGAAUAAUAAGAACGAGACAAUUGAGCUGUCUUGGGACGACGUCUUGGGGGCCCACGUGCGCUCAUCGGACGGCAAGCACAUUCAAGAGUCUGUUGAUUCCGUGACGGACCCCGAUGCCUCAUUCUUGUUGAUUGUGAGCGCCUGUACCUGCCAAAGUAGCUUCAAGCCAAAGUCUUUGAAGAAGCGGAAAGCUGUCGAGUUUUCGUUCCAAUUCACUGGAAAGCAGCUGCAGCAGGUGCGCAGGCUCCAGCAGCUCAUGAACUUUCUAUCGGACCCGAGGAACCGGGAGGUGGUGCAGAAGGUGGAGACUUUGGACGACUUGGAAAUCAGGGAGAGAUCUCCACGGAAGUAUUUGGUGCUUGUGAAUCCUGUCAGUGGACCAGGACGUGCACUGCAGAUUUACGAGAGCAAGGUGGCACCAAUAUUCGAAUAUGCCAAUGUGAAGACGGAAGUCAAGGUCAUGGACCAUGCGCAGCAUGCGACUGAAGUCGUCAUGACGAUGCCCUUGGGUGUCUACGACUGUGUCGUUGCGGUGGGUGGGGACGGCAGUUUAUACGAGAUUGUACAGGGUUUGAUGAAGCGGGCAGACUGGAACCGAGCAAUUCGACAGCCGAUUGGUGUCAUUCCGGGUGGAUCAGGUAACGGACUGUCGCAUUCUAUCUGCCAUCGAAGCGGUGAGGAGGGCAAGCCGGUGAACGCGGCGUAUAUCUUGGCCAAGGGUAUGCCGCAUGAUUUGGAUAUCUCGUCAGUGCGCAAUGGCAAAGAGACGACGUACUCAUUCUUAUCGGUAGGAUGGGCUUCUAUUGCUGAUGUUGACAUUGGAUCCGAAAAGCUGCGUAUGCUGGGCGGACUACGGUUCACUGUAGCUUUCGUCAACCAAUUGGUGUUCCAAAGGCCCGAGUAUCCGGGCAAAAUCUGGUACCUUGAAGAGGAAGAGGAUCAGAGCUCUCCGCUGUACUUCGAGACGCACGAUCCCGAGUCGACGGAUCGACCCAAGAUGAACUUGGUUGGCGAAGAAGGUCGAGGUUUACCUGAUAAUUUGCACCAACAGCCUGGUGGAGCAAAUCUACAGACAGCUGACGAGAAGACUGGUAAGGGUGGUAAAUGGAAAGAAUUGGGCGGUCAUUUCCGCGUCGUCUGGGCGAUGAACGUAUCGCAUGCGGCUUCCGACGCGUACCUUGCUCCCAGCGCAGAGUUGGACGACGGCUUUAACUACAUUACGUUUAUGGACGGCUCCCACCCACGCAAGAAUCUGCUUUCUAUGAUGUUAGCUAUUGAAACGGGCGAGCAUGUGGACAAGAAGGGCGUGCAGCAAGUGCGGACUCGAGCGUUCAAGGUCAUGCCAGAUCGGGCUGACGAUCUCAUGUGCGUUGACGGCGAGUUGAUGGAUGGUCCAUACCUUGAGGCAGAAGUCCACCGUGGUUUGGCUUGCAUCAUGGCCAUUCCUCGCCGCCAGAGCGAGAGCAAGAAGUAG
This is a messenger RNA of Peronospora matthiolae, 1707 nucleotides long. Lineage: Eukaryota; Oomycota; Peronosporomycetes; Peronosporales; Peronosporaceae. The record is from the annotation of a GenBank genome assembly.